Messenger RNA from Mizuhopecten yessoensis (Yesso scallop), 3096 nucleotides. RefSeq lists its product as uncharacterized. The transcript has a single exon. The record is from RefSeq and is a predicted model, not a curated record. Bases 175 to 1734 code for a protein of 519 amino acids. NCBI's taxonomy places the organism in Eukaryota, Metazoa, Mollusca, Bivalvia, Pectinida, Pectinidae.
UAAUACAACGAGCGUAUACACGAGCUGCCCGCUGCUGUCGCCCUCACUGAGACUCAGAACGGCGGACCUCACAUAAGCUCGGUACCUCUACGUACAACACCUAGAUAGGACUUAUUGGCUGGCGGCGUGUCAGGUGUGACAAAUACAGGUAGAGAGCCCCAAACGACGGCCUUCAUGCAUAUCAUAGAACUACAAGCCAACAUGGCACUGAAUCAGGCUCCCGCCUUUCAAAAUGACAAACAUUUGUGUAAAGAACAUCCAGAAGUUCAACUUCAAAUGAUAUGUAUGAGGUGUAAAAACGAACCUGUCUGUCACAAGUGUGUCUCCAAUUCACACCGUGGCCACGACUGCGUCGAUGCUGAGUCGUUUCUGAAGGAACAACAAGAUGAGUUGGAGGAAACACUUGAAAAGGCGGGAGCGAAGCUGGAAGAUGUGGAUGCCGAGUUAGGCGGGUUGCGGAUAAAGGAGGAGAUUGUGCAAAAGCAGUGUAACACUGUCGAGGGCAGGAUUGGUGCCCGACAAAAGCAGGUUAAAGACUUUGUCGAUGGAGUCGCUGGCAAUCUGAUCAAGGAAACACAUGAAUUCUAUAAUCAAGAAGUUGAAGUAAUUUCCCAACACGAGGAGAAACUACGGAGAUUAAAGGCAGAACUUGAAAAACGACUUUUAACUUAUCAGCAAUGGAUAAUAUCUUCUGAUGUCGAAAUGGUGAUGAAGAAACAGAAAGCCCUAAAAAAAUUGUUAAGACGAAAAGUGUAUUCCGUUCCCCUCUUAUCAAAGCUUGAGUUUCCAUUCAAUGACCGUGCCGACACAACCAUGCAACUGGAAGUUAUAUUUGGAAAAAUUACGACUGAUUCGAAAAAAGAAGAGAAACAAGAGUUCAAUGGAAGUGGGGAAAGAGAAAUUCAAGACGUUUGUGUUAUUUCCGAGUUCUCGAGUGGGGCUCCUGAUGUGUACGCCAUGAGUUCGUCAGAAGGAGCAGAGGUUUGGAUGUCAUCCGUGUUUAGCCGACAAGUCCGCCUCAUGUCUGACAAAGGCCGAUUGUUAAAAACCCUCAAGGUUGACUUCCCGAUCUGUGACGUCAGCUGUGACUGCGAAGGGGAAAGUCCAACAAUAUGGCUGAGCUGUACCAACAACACCAUUAAGAACUUCCUCACAAAUGACCCCAUGACCUUUGCUACAACGAAUGCUACACCGUACUCGAUUACGUCUUCACAUCAUCUGAUCGCAGGUCUGCGCUCAGGACAGCUCGUCAAAUUCUCCAAAACUAUUUCGGAGAUUGUAGACGUGGCCCAAUGUGACAGGUCCGGAGAAAAACUGGUGUCGCUUCCGCACAGAAUAGCCGAGAGUCCACUCACUGGAGACAUUGCAAUCGUCAACUGGGAUGCCAAUCCCAACAGUAUUGUGGUUCUGGACAAAUAUUUAAACUUAAAGUUCAGACAUUACGGGAGGAUCGUUACGUUUGGGGUCGGGGAGUAUAAGCGACCAGAAGAGGCGGGUGAACCAGGUGUCAGUUCUUUUUUUCACCCACAGGAUGUGUGUUAUGACAAGGACGACAAUUUGGUGGUAGCGGACGAGUCGUGCGUGUUCGUCAUGGAAAGCCAGACGGGCAAGGUCAUCGGUAAAGUACUGGAUGGUGACGUAAAAAUCACGGCUAUGACGUCAGAUAAAGCAGGCAACAUGUGGGUCGGGUUCUCUAAUGGAAAGGUGAAAAUCGUCCGAUACGUAAUUUCUUAAAAUCACGUUUUAUCAGACAGGGAAAAAUUCGAUUGAUUUUUGGGAGAAAAAGAAAAUGUAAGUUAGGAAAAAUGCCAAUUUUUUUUUACAGCAUAGAUGUAUUUUCACCUUGUGUUAGUUUAUGAAAUCUAAAAAUCAAUUUUACUAGUCUCUUGAUAGAGAGCAUGUCGUAACCUUUCAUUGGUACACAGUGUUUUAAAAACAGUAACCGGGCCCUGAAAGCAUUAUACUCACGUAAAUGAUGUCUGUUCCUCAGUUAGACUCUUUGUUUCAAUGAUGGUAUAUCAAUAUAUUAUAUUAAGACUGUAAUGUAUCUGUUAAAAUGUCAAGUUAUAAAAUGAGGUGCUAAGGCUCACGAGAUUAUACAUAAUCAUCAAUGCAACUGCUUCCAUUGAAGAAGUUAUGAAAACUCUAGAUUGAAAUACCAGUCGAAUUUGGGAUAACACUCCCCGGGCCUUAUUGAUAUAAUGACGUCAUGCUGCCUUCAACAAAUGACUAUAUGAUAUGACUCACCAUGUGUAUCAUAAAAGAUAAAAUAAUUAUCAUUUUCAAUUACUAAGCUUGCUUUUCCUUGAAGACAAUCUUCAUUUAUUUAUAACAGUAGAAAUAACUUUCCAAUUUUUUAUAAAAAAAAUUCUCUGAUCAUUAUCACAAACACAAUGGAACGUCACGUAAUACAUCAUAUGGUUGCUACAAAAAGCUGUCUUUUUAUACAGUAUGACAGUUUCGUAAAUAAUCACCCUUUGGUUGUGAACUGCACCAACACAAUACACACACAUAUGGAUAUUGAUAGAUUAUUAGAGGGCACCAUGCACUAUAUAGAGUAGUCAAUCACUUAUCAUUGCUGUUGUACAAGGGGGUGGUAUUCGAGGUUGUCGUCUAGGAAUUUCAUUGGUAAUGUUUCAAAUAUUACUUACUCAUUUAGCUAUGUUAAUAUGCAAAACAACUGUAAACAGUUCUGGUGAUUAUGGCGCUUAUUGCGUCAAACCUAUUUAUUUAUAUAAAUCGUUUUUAAGCUGGGAGCUACAUUAUCAUUCUUUAUGAAUUUUGUUUGAAAUUUUCAGUCGAUCGUCAUUGUUAGGCGUUUUUAAUAACAAAUAUAUAUAAUGUAUAUGGGAAAGAUACUUCAUCAAUUUGUUUGAACGGGGAUCGUUUAAGGCGAUGUCGCUUUGGUCAGUAUUCUUGUUACUCUUCUAACAUCUUUAUUACGAAAAUAAUAUUCUAAUAUCUCAAAGAGUGCUUAAUAUUGCGAUUGGUAUCUAUUUGGAACUAAAUAUGAUAAAGCUGGUCAUUUUUAGUCUAUAAGUGUCUUUCGCAGUAAUAACGAUACCUGUUAUCUAUUCCGUCUUUGCGUAUUGCAGA